CAUUGGUUUAUACUAGCUCGUAAUCAGGAUAUUGGAUAUUGAACGGUCUGAAUAUAUUGAAUAACCGACAGGCACAAAUUUGGUUCUCUGCGCCACAGUGGAGUUGAGCUAAGAAGGAUUAUUACGGCGGCGAAGAAAAAUUCGAAAUUCUUUUAAAAUGUCAACCACCAGUUCUGACGAUCGGAAUGUAUUCGUCUCACCGUUCUUAAACUUUGACCCAUCGAUAUUGGUCUCGAAUCCUGAGGAACAGUUUAUUUUCCCUGAAGGAGAAAAACGUCGAGGUCGAUUUGAAAGGUCUUUUUCUGAAAUCGGAGCUAUGGUUAUUGGAGGCGCAUCUGUUGGUGGCAUUCGAGGUUUGUACAGUGGGUUGAAAGAUGCCGAAAUAAAGAGUCUGCCAACACUUGCUAUCCGCCGGACACAAAUGCUUAAUCAUAUGACGAAAUCCGGAGCAACUCUGGCACAGACUGCAGGUUCUAUAGGACUUAUCUAUGCUUUGGCAGAUUUCUUCAUUCAUAAAUUACGCCAUGGUGCAGAUGAUGAAAUCAAUACGAUAGCUGCAGCUACAACUACGGGUUUAGUGUAUACAUCUCCGGACUGCAAUCUAACAUUCCUGAAUUUCCAAUUCAUCAUCAGUGAAUUGAAUCGCCUCUACCUUCGAGUAGAUGUGCUCGAAAAAUCUAUCGAAUUUAUCGAAUCAACUGAGAGUAAAUACGUGUAAUAGGAAUGAUUCAUCACCUGUUCCUGAUAUCUCGAAUAUUCUACUACCACGCGUACGAAGACAAAUAGGAGAAGACAAAGAAACCUAUAAAACUCAAGUUUCAAAAUCGUAUGAUUACAAUUGAUGAAAUGAAUAUGAACAGCAAUAAGUUUUGUUCGAAACUGUGUCAUCCAAGUGGAAGAUAUGCAAGUGAAAAGCAACAAGUUGACAGAAGAAGCAUUCAGAGAAGAUAGAACUCCAGGUAAACAUAGAGAAAACAGAGGUGAUGAAGAUUCCUGGCCACCACCAACAACAACAGCAACAACAACAAACACGGACAACAAUCAGCCAGCAGAAAUGGGAGGAACCUGAAAGAAACAACCUCCUUUACCUACCCACCUAACUGGGAAGCAUCGUUCCAACUACAGGCGGGCGGAACUGACGAGGAUAUCAAGGCAGCGAGGAUCGGAAAAGCAAGACAAGCUUUC
Molecule: messenger RNA, 1185 nt
Organism: Trichobilharzia regenti
Lineage: Eukaryota; Metazoa; Platyhelminthes; Trematoda; Strigeidida; Schistosomatidae
Source: the annotation of a GenBank genome assembly